CUUGGGAGUAGUGGAUUACUACUUUAUAAGAUUGUAAACAAAUACAACAAGAAUGGUGAAACAAUAUUAUUAAAAUGGAAUGUAAUAUAUUUUCUAAACAAUGAGUGCACCAAGUGGAUGUGUAAGCUGCAGUGAUGGAUCACAACAGUUUGAAGGCAGACAGGAUGUGGAAUGUUCAGAAGGUGAAGACAUUCAAAUUCGCUUGGCACCCCAUGUGCAGGCAUAUUUGGCGCAUAACAAUUCCACCACCAAUUGUUGUGGACUUGCUAUACCUAUUGCCUUUGAGCGGGCAGCACCAGGAACAUGGUGGAACCCCAGAUUUGAUUCUGAGAUACUCGAAGGCCAAUACCGAAGUAGUUCCUUUAGGCAAAUAAGAUUGAGAUUCAGAUUUGCACUUUUAUACAUUUUGAUAUUUUCUAUAUCAUGGUUUGUCUACUUUGUGGGCCUUGGCUUGAAUGGCGUAACAGUCAAAUGGCCAUUUCUAUGUUCAAUGUUUGCUGGGGUCCUCUUGAUAACAUCUGUCAUGUUAUUUGUUACUUUUACAAAAAUUUAUAGGGUGUAUACAUUUAAGCUAUCCCUGGUCAUGGCACUCGCUCUGUGUACACUAAGCCUCUCAUUAGUGACUCUGACCACACAGCUCGAAGUAGAUUCCACUCAAGCUGCCGAUAUUAGUCAGUCGGGACAUUUCACUAUGUGUAUUGAAAUUCUUCUGAUUAUAUAUACACUGACACCAUUGCCGUUGUAUGCUUGUGUUAUUAUUGGACUUUUAUAUUCUAUUGUGUUUGAAGUUUUAAAUAUAUUCCUGCAUUUGACUGAACAGCAAUGGCAAAGUCCUGGAAUGUUUGUCAGAAUUUUACUUCAACUCUGUGUGCACAUAAUUGGUGUCCAUAUUUAUCUUAUGACAUUUGUCAGAAUGCGUGGCACAUUUAUGAAAGUAGGGCAAAGUUUGUUGGUAAGAAGGCAGCUAGAAAUGGAAAAACAAUUAAAAGAGAAGAUGAUACAUUCAGUCAUGCCGCCGAAACUUGCUAGUUGGCUGAUGGAAGAGCAAGUACUGGAAUCGGAUACUAAUUUAAAAAGCAAUGAUCCACUAAACCCUAGAAAUUCAAAUCCAGGCGCAUCAGAUAUUAAAUCUCUAUUUAGACCAUUCAAUAUGAGUUCAAUGGACAAUGUUAGUAUUUUAUUUGCUGACAUUGUUGGCUUCACAAAGAUGUCCAGCAACAAAGGCGCUGAGGAACUAGUGAAUAUUUUAAAUGAUUUAUUUGAAAAAUUUGAUGAACUCUGUCAGAAGCAUGGAUGUGAGAAAAUAUCAACUUUAGGCGAUUGUUAUUACUGUGUAUCUGGUUGCCCUGAACCUAGACCCGACCAUGCUACUUGCUGUGUUGAGAUGGGAUUAGGAAUGAUAGAAGCUAUACAAGAAUUUGACAGAGAGCGAGGUGAAGGAAUUAAUAUGAGAGUGGGCGUUCAUACUGGCACUGUACUGUGCGGUAUUGUGGGUACCCGCAGAUUUAAAUUUGACGUAUGGAGCAAUGAUGUAACUUUUGCCAAUAAAAUGGAAUCCACUGGGAGACCGGGGCGCGUACAUAUAUCGGAGGAAACAAGCAAGUUCCUUGGAGGUUGUUAUGUUUUAGAAGAGGGCGAAGAAGUGUUUGGUCAUAAAACAUACUUCAUAGAAGGCCGGCAACUGUAUUCUCCAUAUGACUGUGACCACUGCCUUACACCUUCCAAUCCUGUUAAUUUACGACUCAUUAUAUCUCCUGCAGCUUCUCCACAAUCAGUCCUCUCCUUCAAUAAUUCCCCUAAUCCUCAUGCUUCAAGAGAACUACAUUUGAGGGAAAGAAAAGAUAGUCCACGAAGAGCAGACUCUAACAACUUUUUGUCACCAAAUCCAUUCAAUUUCCGUGCUAAGGCUAGUUCUCUGCCUAGCAUAUUGGAUUCAGAGGCGGAGUUAGAAGAGAAACGCGAGAAGGGGUACAUUGACAGAAAUGAUAGCUCUUCUAAAAGUCCGACGUCUGUUGGAAGUUACGGAAAAUAUACAAAUAAAUUAAAAAACUGGAAAGUACCCAGGUUUCUGCGAAAACAUUCGGAUACACCUUUGCAUGAGAUAAAGAAAGAAUUGAACGAGAAAGCUCUACAUCUCUUGGAGUCUGACGGUGCUGGCCUACAGUCAAAUAACGGUUAUCAGCAAGUGCCCAUAGUGAUAGAAUCUCAAGACAAUAAGUGUACUAGACCUGUACAGAGUAGUAGUAAGCUAAACGUACAUCCGAGUCGAGAUAUGGUAUCGUUUGAAAAGGAAAUUAUCGAUAUACGAUCGUAUCUGAGUCAAUCACGAAGUAAUAUGUCUCCAUUUGCAAGAAGUAGCAGUUAUAGGUCCCAAUAUGGAAGAUCUAAUAAUAUAGAGGUUCCUGUAAGCCGCGCUCGUAGCUCCACAAUUACAGCACAGGGUGAAGUGGUUCGGCCUAAAGACCGGCGAUUGAAUCUACCUCUUCCACCGGCGCAACCGCGACCUCAAGAUGAUGCCGUUAGUCUUUGUCCCUCGGUGAACAGCAGGAAGGACUCCGGCAUUAGGAGUACUAGUCGCCGGUCUAGUAUACAGCAGCAGAUUUUUGCAUUGAAUCAUGCCGCAAUCGCUACUUCUCAAGCUGAUAUGAUGGCGCAUCGUGUAUCCGGCUACUACACCUCCAGUCAGUCGUCACUCAAUGAAAUUUCAUCGAGAUGUCGCCUGCCACCGCCGCUCAACGAGCAACAAGUACAAUCUCUACAGAAACUACGGAAGCAAUCUGAUUUACAGUUGAUUCGCUGCGUGCAAGACAACGCGAGGUCAGGAAUCAAUUACUUUGUACAACCCCCACUAAAUAGAUUCACUUUGUUUUUCAAAGCGAGUGAUAUGGAGAAACAUUAUAGGGACAAAGCGCACAGAAGCGAUGACUGUGAGGACUUUCCACCAACCCUAACAACUUCAAGAUUCAACACAGCUUUAGAUAUUUUAGUUUCUGCCAUUAUUUUUUUAGCUGUGACAACUUCCGUAUUUAUAUUGUACAGAGAAUGGAGGUAUUCUAUUAUCUCCUUCGAGUUCUUGGUUCUGAUCGAAGUUUUAGCCAUGUCAUUGUGUGUUUAUAGGCACUAUCUUAAAUGGAAAACUAAGACAAAUCCUCUUCAAAUGACAAGUACUAUGAAACGUUUCGUGACAAUAUUUAGAAAGUGCUCUAAUUGGUAUCCUUGGCAUUUGUGUGGCAGUUUGCUAAUUAGUUUGCCAAUUUUAGCUGUUCUUACAAACUUCUCUUGCGUAAAUUCCACAAUGGUGAUUUUAAAAGGCGAACAGUCAUUCUAUGUCUACCUUUUAUGCGUAAGUAUUGUACAUUUUGUUAAUUUUACUCAAAUGUGCUGGCUCGUGAAAAAUACACUGGUGACGUUGUAUGCUGCACUAUUCCUUUUUCUCGCUUUGCUCGGUUGUCGCGAAGCAAAUACUCAAACUAUAAAUCGUAACAUUAUAAAUCCGCAAUUAUUAGCUCAUAAUUUUACGUCAGAAUUUCUAGAUAAUAUAACAAAUGUGAAUGAUUUAUUAGAAAAUGUAAAUGGUACCCGUGCAGAGGAGGCAGUGUAUCACAUGUUGCAUUUGACAGAACUUUACAUAGAUGUGGCACUACUGUUAAUGUUAGUGUGGUUUCUGAACAGAGAGUUCGAGAUAAGUUAUAGGUUAAGCUUCUAUAGCAAUGUCGUCGCUAAUCGGGAUAAGCAGAGAGUUCAGAACAUGAGAAACCAGGCCGAUUGGUUAUUACAUAAUAUUAUACCUAGGCAUGUGGCUGAUCAAUUAAAAAAUACAGCUAAAUAUUCGGAAAAUCACAAAGAUGUAGGUAUUAUCUUUGCCAGUAUAGUUAAUUUCAACGAAAUGUAUGACGAAUCUUAUUUGAAAGGGAAGGAGUAUUUAAGGGUACUAAAUGAGUUGAUAGCUGAUUUUGAUGAAUUACUAGAGAGGCCCGAAUUUCAGCACGUCGAAAAAAUUAAAACUAUAGGUAGCACUUUCAUGGCUGCUAGCGGGCUUAACCCUGAUCUAAGACAUGCGUCUCGCGAUACGAAUGAACAUUUAUAUCAGUUGAUGGACUUUGCUUUGGAGAUGCAAAAAGUGGUAGAUAAUUUUAAUCAGGACCUUCUCGAAUUCGAUUUUAUAUUGAGAAUCGGGUACAAUUUUGGCGAUGUAACAGCGGGUGUGAUAGGAACUACUAAAUUAUAUUAUGAUAUAUGGGGCGAUGCUGUCAACAUUGCUUCCAGAAUGGAUUCCACUGGUGUGAUUAAACGAAUUCAGGUCGGAGCGGCCUGUAUACCAGUUCUGUCCAAUAUGUACGAAUUUGAGCCGCGUGGUAGUGUCUAUGUCAAAGGCAAAGACAACAUGAAUGUAUAUCUUGUAGUAUGCAAAAAGGACCCUAGUUAAAUUUUUUAAAUAAUAUUGAACGUAGAAUCUGUGAUUUAAUUAAUAUAUUCUAUAUAUUGAUAAUGUUUAAAUAUGAGAAUUCCUUAUUUAUUGUGUGCAGUGAUAUAUGUAAAACUGUAUAAGCCACAGAAAUACUCUCGAGUCCUGUAAUUUAUUAUUAUUUAGUUUAAGUUUCUGCAUAGAUGCAGUAUGUGUUAUGUGUGUGAUUAUGGUAUUUUAUUAAAAUAUGAUUGUAUUUAUUGUAUAAUUAUAUAUAAAGUGCUAAAAAUACUUGCCUAUAGUGGUAAAGAAUGAAAAAUCUGUGACCAGAAUUCUAGUCCCAAAAGAAAUGUUCCGUGGGGUGGUCCUCUUUAUUGUACAAAGAUGGGAUAUCCACGAUCUUUGUGCAUAGAGAUUAGAUCAUUUAAUCUACAAAUAGUAGGAGAGCGAAGUACUAUGUUUACUUAAUACUUCACAGGAAAUAUAAUAAUAGAAAAUUUAAACAAUGGAUCGUCCCCGUUUUAUAUUGUUCGUUUCGAGUAGGUAUAUCUACUUUGUUAUAAUAGACAAUAUUUGUGUUUUGUAAAUAAAAUAUUAUACUAGAAAAUACCCAAAUCGGGCGAUAGUAAAUAUUGUUUUAUAUUUGAUUGUAUUAGAAUGCCAUUAUAUUAAACGAAAUAAAUGGUACUAAUAGUAUGUAGUAAGUAGAGUGAACUUAAUAUUUAUAUAAUACAUACAAUGUGUUGUAUUUGUAUAUUUGAAAACUAAGACCCUUAAUGUUCGUGUGAAACUGAAUUGCAGUUGUUCAUAUUAGAGGUGCGUAGUUUAACAAUGUAUGAAAAUAUAAUUCUAUUUUAAAUAUAACUAGGCCUUUGGUGUUUAAAAGAAAAAAAAUAU
Molecule: messenger RNA, 5302 nt
Organism: Achroia grisella
Lineage: Eukaryota; Metazoa; Arthropoda; Insecta; Lepidoptera; Pyralidae
Gene: Ac13E
Product: adenylate cyclase type 9
Exons: 8
Coding region: 101-4426 (1441 amino acids)
Biological process (GO): intracellular signal transduction; adenylate cyclase-activating G protein-coupled receptor signaling pathway; cyclic nucleotide biosynthetic process
Molecular function (GO): adenylate cyclase activity
Source: RefSeq, a predicted model, not a curated record